Molecule: messenger RNA, 1218 nt
Organism: Dracunculus medinensis (Guinea worm)
Lineage: Eukaryota; Metazoa; Nematoda; Chromadorea; Rhabditida; Dracunculidae
Source: the annotation of a GenBank genome assembly
AUGCGUGAUUGUAACGAAAUACGAGUGGUCGUGCCGAUUAAUAUUGCACUCAUCAAAUAUUGGGGCAAACGAGAUGAGGUGUCCCAUAAAUUUCUUCGCUUAAAAAUUAUGUUAACUUAUGAAAAUAUGUUGCCAUUAAAUGAUUCAGUUUCGCUUAAUAUCGAUGAAAUGUAUGCAGAAACAUUGGUGCGUGUGAAUUCGUUGAUUAACGACGAUUCUGUUUCAGUAAAUGGAAUAUCGAUAGAUUUAACAGAAAAUUUACGAUAUAAAAGAUGUUUUUCGGUAAGUUGCAAGAUGCUUGAAGUUAGACGGUUGUUGCACGAAAAAACAAUUUCUACGAGCUGUGACAUCAUUGCAUUAAAAUUUGAGAUUAUUUCUGUAACUAAUUUUCCUGUUGGAGCAGGUUUAGCUUCCUCAGCUGCUGGUUUUGCAGCAAUUGCAUACGCUUUCGGAAAAUUAUUUAAUUUUAGUGAUAAAGAAAUUGCUUAUAUUGCUAGAAUUGGCUCCGGUAGCGCUUGUCGCAGUAUUUUUAGUGGAUUUGUCCACUGGAAAGCAGGAAACCUUAACGAUGGUUCUGAUUGUUUAUGUGAGGCGAUUGCUUCUAAAGAACAUUGGCUCUCAAUCCGAGCUUUAAUUCUAAUUACUUCUCACGAAGAAAAAACAGUUAGUAGCAGUGAAGGAAUGAGAAGAAGUACAUUAUGUUCAGAUUUACUUCGGUUUCGAGCAGAACAUAUUGUGCCUGAACGAGUUGAAAGGCUGAAAGAAGCGAUAUUGGCGAGAAACUUCGAAGCAUUUGCCCAUAUAAUUAUGAAAGAUAGCAAUCAGUUGCACGCAGUUUGCAUGGAUACAUAUCCUCCAAUCAAAUAUUUAAAUGAAUCUUCAUGGAAUUUAAUAAACCUUGUGGACUGUUUAAACAACUAUUUUAAACAAUCUCGUGUCGCGUAUUCAUUCGACGCAGGACCAAACUGUUGUCUUUUCAUGGAAUCUAAUUUCGUACCAAUUAUCUUAGUAGUAUUAAAGAAAUUUUGUAAUCUUUCUGAUGAUAUUAUUGAACGAAUUACAAGAAGUGGUGUAAUAGACUGCGAUAAUUUAAAGGAACAAAUUAAAAACAUGGAAAAAUAUUUAGAUCUAAAUGAAAUUAAGCCAGUCAGUGUUGUAGUUAAAGACGCAUAUUUGAGCUGCGUUGGUACUGGACCUCAUGUAAUUGCUCAGAAAUAA